Glycine soja is the source of this 1374-nucleotide messenger RNA. Its product is annotated as BURP domain protein RD22-like. The coding region runs from base 92 to 1141 and encodes 349 amino acids. The record is from RefSeq and is a predicted model, not a curated record. Lineage: Eukaryota; Viridiplantae; Streptophyta; Magnoliopsida; Fabales; Fabaceae. The transcript has 4 exons.
AAGCCACUUAAGAAACCAUUCACUAUAUAUAUAAAGGCUACGAGCCACUUUGUUUCUCAACCUCACUUGAUCAAUUCUCCAAAUACCUAAUAUGGAGUUUCACAUUCUUCCCAUCAUUACUUUUCUCAUGCUUGUUGUGGCAACUAAUGCUGAUGCUGCAUUACCUCCUGCAUUUUACUGGAAGUCCAAGCUUCCUACCACACCAAUGCCGAAAGCCAUCACUGAUUUGCUACAACCUGAUUGGAAGGAAGAGAAAGACACCUCUGUGGAUGUAGGGAAAGGUGGAGUAAAUGUUGGUGUAGAAAAGGGAAACCAAGGACCAGGAGAUGGCACUGAUGUUAAUGUUGGUGGUGGAGACGGUGGAGUGAAUGUGCACACAGGACCAAAGGGUAAGCCAGUUCACGUUGGAGUGGGCCCACAUUCUCCAUUUGAUUACAACUAUGCAGCCAGCGAGACCCAAUUACAUGAUGACCCCAAUGUGGCACUCUUCUUCUUGGAAAAGGACUUGCACCACGGAACAAAAUUGAACCUUCACUUCACUAUCUACUACACCUCAAAUGGUGAUGCCACGUUCUUGCCUCGAUCAGUUUCUGAUUCCAUACCCUUUUCGUCAAACAAGGUGAAUGAUGUAUUAAACAAGUUUUCAAUCAAGGACGGGUCAGAUGAGGCUAAAACUGUGAAGAACACUAUUAAUGAGUGUGAAGGACCUAGCAUUAAGGGAGAGGAAAAGCGUUGCGUGACUUCACUUGAGUCCAUGGUUGAUUUCGCCACUACCAAGCUCGGGAGCAACAAUGUUGAUGCUGUUUCCACAGAAGUGACAAAAAAAGAUAAUGAGUUACAACAGUAUACAAUGGCACCAGGGGUUAAGAGGUUGGGUGAGGACAAGGCUAGUGUUGUGUGUCACAAGGAGAAUUACCCUUAUGCAGUGUUUUAUUGCCACAAAUCAGAAACCACAAAAGCCUAUUCUGUCCCAUUGGAGGGUGCUGAUGGAAGCAGGGUCAAAGCAGUUGCAGUGUGCCAUACUGACACAUCAAAGUGGAAUCCCAAGCAUUUGGCGUUUCAAGUGCUUAAGGUUCAGCCAGGAACUGUUCCUGUCUGCCACUUCCUGCCUCAGGAUCAUGUUGUCUUUGUUCCCAAGUAGAAACACACACGAGUCCCAUUUCUGAUGUUGGUGAAUAAUUUGGCAGUUUUAAUAGCAUGAAAUGAGCUUUUAAAACUGAAUGCGUAGUAUUUGCAUUAUGUUAUCCUACGUUGUCAGCAUGUUUGCUUUUACAGGUUUACUGUUAUCUCAAUAUAUGUAUAUGUACUAGUGAUGUAUUAAAUGUGCUAAUAUGUGAUAUAUAUAUAUAUAUAGCUUUUUCAUUCACAUGAAAA